Alternaria incomplexa is the source of this 4458-nucleotide messenger RNA. RefSeq lists its product as uncharacterized. Lineage: Eukaryota; Fungi; Ascomycota; Dothideomycetes; Pleosporales; Pleosporaceae. Gene Ontology annotation, biological process: transmembrane transport. The transcript is spliced from 3 exons. The record is from RefSeq and is a predicted model, not a curated record. The coding region runs from base 1 to 4458 and encodes 1485 amino acids. Gene Ontology annotation, molecular function: iron ion binding; oxidoreductase activity, acting on paired donors, with incorporation or reduction of molecular oxygen; ATP hydrolysis activity. Gene Ontology annotation, cellular component: membrane.
AUGGAUCAGCCAGAGCCCGCGACACCGCUUUACCCGGCCAUGGCCCUCCUCAACUACAUGCAUGCGCCCACAGUCGGCUUCUACUACAUGGGCGCUUGCGCAUUCAGUUUGUGCAUAUUGCAAAAACCACGAUUAGUAUCAGCAAAGAGGCGGUGGAGCAUACUCAUCGCCAUGCUCGCGAUACUGGUCGCAUACAUCACAGAGGUACUUUACUACUUCAGUCGGUCAAUGGGCGAUUGGGACUAUGAGGCACCACAACCUGCAGCAAUCCGCUGCUUAGGAUCGAUACUGGUCUGGAGUCCGCUCGCAUACAUACUCUGGUCGAGUAAGGCGUUACGGUGGCACGCCUACUUUGGCGCGUUUGUCCUGCAAUUCGCUUUCGAGACUACGACAUGCCUGAUAACGGCAUUUUCCAUCCCGGAGAAGGGUCGGCAGAAGAAUGCGCCUUUCGUGAUUGACUGCGUCAGGGCGUUGGCUUCGCUCAUAAUGCUUCUUGACGCCUUCAUCAUUCUGGUCACCAAGCAGGCGGUGAUCAGCACGGACGAGGAACGCCAGUCUCUGCUAGGAAAGCAAGCGAAUGGUUCAUCAACACCCAACGGCAACGCUGGAUAUGGCACCAUACCUACUGGAACGUCGAGCGACGAUGAGGAAGCACCGCCGAAAGAUGACGACAAGGAUAUCAAAGAGCAACAGGCAAAGCGUCUCGAAGAGGAGGGUGGCUGGUUCGGAUAUCUCAAGGGUUUCGCCGUGUUCUUGCCUUACCUAUUCCCGAGAGACGACUGGAAAGUCAUGACAUGCCUGGGUCUACGACUCAUUCAUAUGCUGACAGAGCGUGUUCUGAACUUGCUUACUCCUCGCCAAAUCGGUAUCAUCACCAACAAACUACAGCACUCUUAUGAGACCCAGAGUGGCGUCAUGCCGUGGAGGGAUAUUGGCCUCUGGAUCUUGUUCUCAUACAUCAACAGCUAUGCUGGGCUCGGCAUAAUCGAUGGCAUCGCAAACUUAGUCAUCUCGAACUCCGCGUAUCGGCGCAUCACCUUGCUCGCAUAUGAGCAUGUCCUCGGUCUAUCCAUGGACUUCCACACCUCGAAAGACUCCGGGGAGGUUCUCAAAGCUGUUGAACAGGCGUCAUCUCUAAACUCGCUCAUCGAGAUGGUUCUCUUCGACAUUGCGCCCAUUCUGUUGGACCUCUUCGUAGCCAUGUACUACGUAACGCACUUGUUCGACGCUUACAUGGCCUUCAUCAUCCUUUUCAUGGGCGCAGCAUACAUCGUAAUCGGAUUCUACUUCACGACGCUCUCUCAGCCGAAGCGAAGAGACUAUGUCGAAAAGCAGCGUACUGAAAGCUCUACAGUCAAUGAGACUGUCCACAACUGGCAGACGGUCGCUUACUUCAACCGAUUGGUGUUUGAACACAAGCGCUAUGCCGAGAACAUCAUGAACACCAUCUCCGCUCAAUACGCAUACUACUUCCGAUCUAUGGGCGGCCAUGCGGCACAGGACGUUCUGACAACUCUCGGGUUUGCCGGUGCUUGCGUCUUUGGUAUGUCGCAGAUUGUCACUGGCCGCAAGCCAGUCGGCAAUCUUGUCACUCUGAUCAUGUACUGGCACACAAUGACAUCGCCCCUAUACGUUCUCUCCUACAGCUAUCGCCACAUCUCCAGCUCGCUUAUUGAUGCUGAGCGCCUUCUGCAGCUACUUAAUACUAAACCUACAGUUGCCGACCAAGACGGUGCAAGAGACAUUGUGGUUUACGCGGGUGAAGUCGAGUUCAAGGACGUCGACUUCCACUACGACGAGCGUAAGCCCAUUAUCAAGGGCGUGAAUCUGAAGGCGGAAGGCGGACAGACCAUCGCCUUCGUUGGUGAGACAGGAGGCGGCAAGUCGACAAUGCUGAAAUUGCUGUUCCGCUUUUACGACGUGACCGGCGGCUCAAUCAUGAUCGAUGGUCAAGAUCUACGUUCAGUCACGCAAGCCAGUCUCAGGAAUGCUCUCGGUCUUGUGCCGCAAGACCCUGUCCUCUUCAACCAGACCAUCCGACAAAAUAUUCGCUACGCCAAACUCGACGCAACGGACAAGGAGAUCGAAGAUGCCUGUGCCGCUGCUGCCAUUCACGACGACAUCGUUGGCUUCCCCGACGGCUACAACUCCAAGGUUGGCGAACGUGGUGUUCGUCUCUCAGGCGGUCAACUCCAGCGCAUAGCCAUCGCACGCGUACUCCUCAAGAACCCCAAGAUCGUUAUGCUCGACGAAGCCACGUCAGCAAUCGACUCUUCCAUCGAAGCGCUCAUCCAGCAAGCGUUCCGCAAGCUGAGUCAAGGCCGCACGACCUUCGUCAUCGCGCAUCGCCUCAGCACGAUUGCUGAUGCGGAUCAGAUCCUCGUUGUGGAGAAGGGCGAGAUUAUCGAGAGGGGCACGCAUCAAGAGCUGCUGAAGAAUGAAGUUGGCAAGUAUUCGGAGCUUUGGUCGAAGCAGACUGCGGGGCACUUGUCGAAGACGCCGUCGAAGGAGGAUGUGAAGAAGGAUGUAGCGACAAAGGAGACCGAAGACACGGUGACCGAAGACGAGGACACCGAAAACAAGAAGACGAAGCAAACAGAUGAGGCAACUGCAACGGCCGUAGAAAGGAAAAGCGAUAAUGAGGACACGACAACGAAGCUACCACGCCGCUCAACAACCCCCGUCGUGGCGCAGACACAACUUCCUUACGUCAUCCAUUACCGAAACACCUUGAUUCGCCGCUUCGCCACAUCCACGCAGGUCGAGCGACCCAAACAGUCAAUCCCUUUCGGACAUCUGCAACCGCGCCCCUUGCGCAGAAUUCCUCUUAUGGCGGUGCCGAAACGCUUCCUGCUGCUUGCGGCUGCGGCGUGGACGUGGUUUAGUCAGCGGUAUGCGCCUGCCGUCGCUGUCUCGCAGGGCUACAUUAAGAACACCAUUGCGCUUUUCGCAAUCGCAGUCUUCGUUCAACUGGCAUGGUCCAUCGUUAUCUACCCAUUAUUUCUGAGUCCGUUGAGGCAUCUACCCUCGCCGCCAGACAGCCAUUUCCUGCUCGGCCACUUCCGACGCAUUUACAAGGACCCGACGGGUGAGCCGCAGCGGGAUUGGAUUGACAACGUGCCGAAUGACGGUGUGUUGUAUUAUCGGUGGUUGUUCAAUGAGCCGAGGAUACUGGUGACGAAUCCGAAGGCGAUUGGAGAGGUGCUGGUGACGAGGAGCUAUGAGUUUGUUAAGCCGGGGAGGUUGAGGAAGGGGUUGGGGAGGUUGUUGGGCGUGGGGAUUCUGUUGGCGGAGGGGGAUGAACAUAAGCGCCAGAGAAAGGCACUUAUGCCUGCGUUCAACUUCCGACACGUCAAAGACUUGUACCCGAUUUUCUGGAGUAAAUCCCAGGAAUUUACCGAGAAGCUCGCUGAAACCAUCAAGAACAGCCCCGAUGAAUCAUCCGUAGUCGAAAUCGGUCAUUGGGCUUCCCGCGCCACUCUCGACAUCAUUGGUGUAGCAGGAAUGGGCAAAGACUUCGAUGCCAUAAGCAACCCGUCCAACGAACUCAACGAAACCUACCGCAAGAUCUUCGCCGGCGCGCGUGGUGCUCAACUCAUCCAAGUAUUGCUGAAUCUGCUCCCCCACUGGGUCGCUGUCAAUCUUCCCUUGGCGCGCAACGACAUAAUCGGCAACGCCGUCGACACCAUCAAGAAAGUCGCCAGAGAUCUCAUCCACGACAAGCGCGAGAAGCUGCAAUCCGGCGAGGCAAAAGGCAUGGACAUCUUAAGCGUAGCCAUGGAAUCCGGCGGUUUUAGCGACGAAGACCUCGUAAACCAACUCAUGACGUUCCUCGCCGCGGGCCACGAAACUACCGCUUCAGCCAUGUCAUGGGCCGUAUACCUGCUGUGUCAAAACCCUGAUGUGCAAACACGACUUCGACAGGAGAUCCGCACCGAGCUGUCUGAAGCACUGCAACCAGGUGGCCAGAUCUCUUCGACCGAAAUCGACCGACUCCCCUAUCUAAACGCCGUACUGCAAGAAACAAUGCGCAUCUACCCCCCCGUCCCCCUCACCCUCCGCGAAACCGCCCACGACACCACCAUCCAAAACCACUUCGUCCCCGCGGGUACAACCGUCGUAAUCUGCCCGUGGGCCAUCAACACGUCCACCCAUCUCUGGGGCCCAGAUGCCCGCUCCUUCAACCCCGACCGCUGGAUGCAGCCCGGUACUGCCAACACGGGCGGCGCGGAGUCGAACUAUGCCAUUACGACGUUUUUGCAUGGGCCAAGGAGCUGUAUUGGCAUGCAGUUUGCCAAAGCGGAGUUUGCUUGUCUCGUGGCGAGUUUGGUGGGGAGGUUUGAGAUUGGGUUUGAGGUGGAGGGGCAUGUGGCGGGGAUUCAGGGGGGGAUUACGGCGAGGCCUAAGGGGGGGUUGAGGGUUAGGUUGAGGGAUGUUGGGGUGGGGGAGAAGGUGUAG